UCCAUCACACAACACACACACACACAAAGAAAGAUAGAAAUGGCAUGUAAAAUAAUACACAGAAAAAUUGCAUUGCGCAGAAAGCUUCAAAUUUUGAGAACCCUUACCAAAUCCAAAUCAGAGAAAAGGAGCUCCACUAUCAAAGACACUUCUCUCUACAUCCAUAAAUUGAAGCUACAAGUUGAAGCAAUCAAGAAAGAGUGCCAACAACUUAUUAAUCAAAUACAUGAGGUGAAAGUGGAGAAUGUUGGGAGAGGAUUUCUAGCAGUGAGGGUGAGAUGCAAGAAGGGAGAGCAAAUCAUGGGGUCGAUUCUUGAAAUGUUUGAAGAAUUGAAUUUGAAUGUUGUGCAAGCGAGCAUCACCUGCAAGAACUUCUUUGGAAUGGAAGCUGAUGGGGUGCGUACUAAACAAGCCCAACAGCAAUGACGGCCCAUCAGCCCAAAGCCCAAGGAAGAGUAUGAGUUCGGCAUUACCAAAGAGUUCGGCCUCAGCCUACAGCUCGG
Salvia splendens (bonfire salvia) is the source of this 503-nucleotide messenger RNA. RefSeq lists its product as uncharacterized. Gene Ontology annotation, biological process: regulation of DNA-templated transcription. Gene Ontology annotation, cellular component: nucleus. The transcript has 3 exons. The record is from RefSeq and is a predicted model, not a curated record. Bases 40 to 426 code for a protein of 128 amino acids. NCBI's taxonomy places the organism in Eukaryota, Viridiplantae, Streptophyta, Magnoliopsida, Lamiales, Lamiaceae. Gene Ontology annotation, molecular function: DNA-binding transcription factor activity; sequence-specific DNA binding.